Molecule: messenger RNA, 1399 nt
Organism: Rhinichthys klamathensis goyatoka
Lineage: Eukaryota; Metazoa; Chordata; Actinopteri; Cypriniformes; Leuciscidae
Product: protein FAM181B
Exons: 1
Coding region: 76-1041 (321 amino acids)
Source: RefSeq, a predicted model, not a curated record
UUUAGGGUCUCGAAAAGACAAUUGCAUACAUCCUGCGUGAAGGUCUUGUGCUUGUGGCAGAGAGAGAGAGAGGAGAUGGCUGUUCAGGCUGCCAUCAUGAACUCUCAGUUCUUAAACUUCUGUUUUCCUGGCUCGGUCAUGGAUUAUGAGGUGGAAAAGGGUCUGGAAGGGGGUCUCCUGGGCGAGGUGGACUGUGAGGGUGACUUUAGGGAGACCACUAGGGACCUGCUUAGCUUCAUCGACUCGGCUUCCAGCAACAUCAAACUUGCGCUGGACAAACCUGUGAAGUCCAAGAGGAAGGUCAACCACCGAAAGUACCUGCAGAAGCAGAUUAAGAGGUGCACGGGUAUCAUCUCGCCAGGGACCACACCGGUUCAGGAGCCAUGCAAGAAGCAAGGCUCGCCCCAAAACCCAACAAGCAACUUCUCCAGCAAAACACCACCCAAGAAGGAAGGGAUACAGGCCAACCUGCAAAGCAAGAGCCUGGCUGCCCUCUUUAACCCAGCGAAGGAUGUACGAGGAGAGAGGGCCAAGAAGCCCCCGCUGCGGCAUCGAAACCUUCCUCCAUCCUUUUUCACGGAGCCAGCCAACAGCUCCAGAGUUACAUCCACGUCUGGCAUGUCGCUCAAAGACCUGGAGCGAGGGACUCCGGAAGCGGCAGAGUUCUUGGAGCUUCUUGGACCCGACUACAGCAACAUGGUCUCGGAGCAGGAUCUAUUCCACACCGCACCUAUCAGGAUUCAACAGGAGGUGACCAUGGGCCCUGAGCCAUAUGACUCCCACCAUUUUGUAACUGGUGGGUUUUUGUACACCGAGCCUUGGGGCACUUGUAGCGACACCCCCAAAAAGUCGGGAGACAUGCGGACAGUACCAGUACAGCCAAAUCUUUAUACUCACACGGACCUUUCUGGCAGCGUGCCUGUGGAACAGAGCUCGCCAUGUGCACUUACCUUUUCAAACUUCUUCACAGACUGCUCCACGCCGCCGGUCUCCUACGAUCUGGCAAACGGAUACAACAGAGGGAGCUUUUCUUCUCUUUAAGCCAGAGAUUUUCUUUUUCUCAGACAUUACAUUGGGACAAAAUCACUUUUGCAAUUUCAGCAUGGCAUUGACAAAGGACCCUAUCAACAUGAAAUGUCCAUUUUAAUCCUGAAAUAUUUGCCACAAAACCAGCUAAUGGACCCUUUUAAAACAUCGCUUGAUGGGAUAACAUGUAUACAGUUGCAAACUUUUAAGCCUUACAAUCUAAAGAUGGCCUUAGUUUACAUCGAAGGGUGUCCUUUUCUCCCAAAUUUAAUGAAAACAGAAUGCAUUUCUAAUCAUAUAUUAACAAAACUAUGCCUCAGAGUUUUAUGUUACUGUUCCCUGUAAAUAAAACAACGAAAAAAAAAAAAAAGUU